This is a messenger RNA of Didymodactylos carnosus, 595 nucleotides long. Lineage: Eukaryota; Metazoa; Rotifera; Eurotatoria; Philodinida; Philodinidae. The record is from the annotation of a GenBank genome assembly.
GCAACCAAGACUGUCCAUAGCGGCCCUCAAGUCGAGUGGGGAGCCCUUUACGGAAUGGGAAGCAGCGUUUAGUAGUUUUCAGCCUACUGUUAGUAUAACUACGGGAACUUAUUUAGAGUGUGCACAACAAGCAGCAAGUUCUUAUACUCAACCUUUUUCAAAAGCACGCUCAAAAUUCAUAUUUACCCCACUUUCAAAUAGCGCAGUGGAUGAAAUAAUAAGUUAUAUAACCCAAUUACAAAUUCAACAGGCACCUUAUUUGUUUUAUCUUGAAUUAGGAUCAGGCGGCGGGGCGUUGCUCGAUGGUAAUAGUGCUUAUUUUCCUAGAAUGGCAUUUGCUUGGUUAUUCUUAUUCUUAUAUUGGGAUCAUCAAGAUCAAAGUGCACCUGCAUUAGCUUCUAUAAAUUCAAUUUACAAUGCGUUAGAGCCAUUCACCUCACCUUAUUCGUAUGCGAAUUUAGUAGAUUACGAAUUAGGCAACACGUAUUUAAAUGCUUAUUAUGGAACCAAUGUACCGCAACUUGUACAAAUUAAAAAUAAAUAUGAUCCGCUCAAUAUUUUUAAAUGGCAACAAAGUAUCCCUUUAACGAUAUAG